GUUGUAACAUGAAGUAUUUGGAAAGAGACAACGACGGCGGGAAAUAAUUUAAUCAUGGUACCAUUAUGAAAUAAACUCGAAAAAGAAUCGAAAGCAUCAUAACUGUUGAAAAUGGAAGCUACCAAGGAAAAGUCAAGAAGGCUGUCUUCAGAUAUACUUGUUGGUCCAAGCCUCCCGCCAUUUGUGGAAGGCCAACUUAGAUGCUUUCUCCAUGUAAGUGUUGGUGAAGUGAAGUGGAUGUCCAGAAUAAAGCCACCUAGCCAAGUGCACAUCAGUUUUAAAUGGUGGGGACAACAAAGCAACAACAUACUAUUAGAACCAAAAAGUACUGGAAGCUACAAAACCCCAAAAGCUAAAUGUGCUGUUAAGUAUCCAAUCAGAUCUGGACCAAAGCAGUUCAGUGCUUAUCUUAAAGAUAUGGGUUCUCUCAACCUGGAUGUUCUAGCAAAUAAACAAAUGAUUGGCCAAGCACAAAUAAACAAUAUUGGGCUCUUAUGCAACAGCAGACCACUUCAAGGGUUCUACCCAGUAAUCUCAGUAAUUGAUGAUUCACUUCAAAAAGAAAUUGCCUCAAUCUUUGUUUCUUUGGCUUUUCAUUCUGUUGCCAGCAGUUUUAACAUGACCUCCUCAACAAUUCCAACCACUGAUAUGUCAAGUCCUCAGCCUAAAACCUCAAGAGAAUCUUCCAAGCAGGCAAAGCAUUAUAAAAAGGAAAAGGGAGAUGCUAUUUCUACAGGCAAAAUUGUCAGUAAGAAAAAACAAAAGGAAGUAAAAAUAUCAUCAGCUCCUCCCGAGAAGAUUGAAUACAGCGAUCAAAGUAUUGAUGAUAAUUUCCCAAGUUUUGUUGUUGGCCCUGGGAAAAUUAGCUCAACCAGCGACCAAAUAAAUACUGGUCCUCCUAGAGGAUCUUCACAGCGUGACUUAGGCCAUUAUCAGCCGUCUCCGGGACACAAUGCAGAUAGAAAGAUACAUUUAGAUAAGAAAAGUCCAGUAUCAAAGGACCUCGACGGACCAGGUCUGCUCCAUGACCUGAUAGAACGUGGAAAGACCCUCAGGAACAAAAUGCUGCUUUCUUCAUUAGACAGCCCUGAUCAAGUUCAUCAUGAUGGAAAAGCGACAAGCAGCCAUGUUGAAGGCAAUCUUAUCAAGGAAAUUCUUCAUCAAAUUGACGAUGACGUCAUUUUGAAUUCAGAAGAUCACUCGAAAGAAGAAUAUUCAAUGGACAAAAAGUUGGUAGAGAUGGUAACCGGGGAAGAUGAGCUGAACAUAGAAAGACUGAUGAAAAAGUUAGAGCAUGAUUCAGAGGGAAGUCUGAAUGAAGAGUUUAGUGAUAGCGAGGAUCCGAUACGGGAAGCUUCAUUGCUAACUGAUUUGUUUUACAAUGCCAAGCUGAAUUCAUCCGAAGAAAGCUCUGUUGUUCUCAGUGAUGAUUCCGACGAUGGGAAAUCAAAGCCGAGACGUGAAUCAUUCUCGUUAGAAGACCAAGGAAACAAGAGGCCAAAAAAGUCAAAGAAACAAAAGAGGCUGCAUAAGUCUAAAUCUGAAAAGAAAGGCAAACCUGUCGAUGAUUUGCCUGGUUCAGGAAACAGUAUGAAUGACGAAGAUAACAACAGCAUGACAUACAUCAAUCCAAUUUCUAAUGCCAGCCAAGAUGAAUCGACUCAAUUGCCCGAAGAUAACAAAGAUGAACCAGAUAAUAUUUUUGCAAAGAAGAUCGAAAGGCUUAUUCCAGAAGGAAUGGACUUGGACACAAUAACAAUUUUGGCAAGGGCUCGUUUUGCUAGAGUUAUUGUGCAUAAGCUCGAUGUAAAAAGCAAUGACAUCGAACCAAACAACUGCACUUUCUUUAUUGAAUAUGAAUUCCCUUUUCACUCACGGGAAUCGACUGCCAACUAUCCAGCGUACAACGAAGUGAUAAGAUGUGCAUCUAACAAAGUAGUCGAAAAGAGUGUAGUCUUCAAUCACAGAUCUGUAUUCCCGGUGCACUUUGACGGACCCACUCUCACCAAGUGGUGGGACAAGCGAAUCACUUUCAAAGUAUUCUCUCGGGGGCGCUCCUCCGCGUCGCAUGUUCUAAUCGGUAAACAGUCAGUAGCCUUACGAAGGAUCUUGCUUAGUGAUGAUUUUAUCUACCAAGCAAACAUCGAUGUUGUCGGUGAAUCGAAUGCACAGAAGGAACGGGACAACGCAAAGUUGAUGGAUGAUGUAUUUGGACAAUUGGAGCUUUCUAUAGAGCUUGGAUCUGAUAAAGAAGAUUUAAAGCAUAAAAAUCGUGAAAUUAUAGAAACGAUUUCGACUCAGGCAGUUAAACAUCAAGGUAUCGUAGUCUCCAAGAAGCCAGGAAGAGAAACAGAACAAAGUAAAACUCCAUUAAUUAGGAAUGCCAAUUUAAAGGUGAAUCAAAAUGGAACCACGCAGCGCCAGCUUUAUCCUUCAGAAGCAGUCGAGAAACCCUUGCCUUGCGAGAACAUUGCACUGCACAGUCUUCUGCUUAUUCCAGAAGGUAGAGUUUGUACUGAUGGUUUUGAAAGUGGUCUUGCAAAGCCGGUCAAUGCUUAUUUGGUCUGUAGAAUGUUCUGGGAUGCAUCUGUUGCGAAGAGCAAGGUUUGCUGGAGCACUGUUGACCCGGAAUUUCAAUUUGUACAGACUAUUCCGUUGAUGCUAAACUCACAGUUACUUGACCGAGCUAAGGACAAUUUUAUGGUCGUCGAAAUAUGGAACAAAUCAUUGACUGCUGAUGAUGACAUGGUGAUUGGCAUCGUAAAGUUGUCUCUCCAUCCAUUUUAUUUAUCAUUCAAAGACCGAGGAAUUGUAAAGACUCUUCUCAAAUCACAGUACCCUGUGGUAGCCGCUGAUGGGUUUAUCCAAAUAAAGAACCUGUUCUCAGGUGCAGACAGCGGACGGCUACAAGUAUUACUUGCAAUGGGGACUCGGGAACAGAUAGCAAACUUGUUAAAGAUGAAGAAAGGAUCAUAUUCUAAGUCGAUAGAUGCACAAGGAAUAUUACAGCCUUUUGGAGAUCAUGGUGCAGAGGCCGGGUCAGAGAUCAAAUCAGCGGUCAGAUCAGAGGUCGAAAGGCAUUCAGAAGAGCAAAGAAACAGUGUUGAUCAUAUAUUUGUGGUAUCUGUUGAAAAUGCCAAGAAUCUUGGUCAUUCAAAAGAAGUUGGAAAUGCGGACUGUUUUGUGCAGUAUCAGUUCCCGGAGCACAAGCACACAAACAAAGUUAGCAGCCCUGCCUGGCAUAAAACCCAAACUACGCUGUUGGUAGAAAACCCUUUGUUUGGUUACUCCAAAAAGCAUAACAUCACUAUACCAGCUGAUAUGCCUGUGCAGAGUUUUAUGUUGAGGUCAUUUGAGCAUCACACUUCGCUUAAAUCAAUGGGGAUUCCUUUGGAAGUCUGGCAGAGGUCAUAUUAUCCCAACAUCAGAGACUGUCUUUUGUACAAAACCAGCAUACCAAUGGCAAAGAUCUAUGCAAUGAUUACAAUGAGGCAGGAGAAAGAUGUUUCAAUUCAGUCAUUCAAGCUUCCACUCACACCUGUCAAUAUACCUGAUAAUGGCGACAUUUCCCACUCAAAAGCUACAUUGAAUGUUGGCAUCAGUUACCAACAGAGCUCGACUCAGAAGGUUGGAUUGAUGGACUCCAAAGGUCCUUGUGUUUGCAUAUCUGUCAGUAUUCUAAGGGCAUGUGGACUAAAGGCAGUUCUGUUCCCACCAAAAAGUCGAGAAUCUCGUAUGAGAAGUCUUCCAACCUCUGGCUUGAACACAUUUGUCAAGAUAUGGUUAUCAUUUCUUGGAGUCGAGUCAUGCCGUGUUUCCCCGGUCAUUGUACGCUCCUUCGCUCCAACAUUUUCAUUUCACAUUGACUUCCCUGUAAAUGUCAUAGAAGAUUUUUUAGAUGAUGCUGAUUAUGACGAGGAUUCGACUCUAGCAUAUCACUUGGAAAAUGGUUUCGUGGAAGUCGAGAUGUUCCAUAAGCCACUGAAAAGUGGGUUUAUGUCUGAAAAGAAUGGUACAUCGGAAGACGGUGCAUCUGAACUGCUGAUCGGGUGUUGCAGAGUUCCACUGCUGGCUCUUUUGUGUCAUAACACAGGCAUUAAAGGUUGGCAUCCAAUAAAUGUGCCGCGAGCCUAUCGCCAAAGUAGGUAUCAAUCAAAGGGGAAAACUGAUGCAGAUGAAUUCCAGAAGAUGAUUGGAGGCCUUGAGCUUGCUGUUAAGUUUGGAAAAGAAACAGACCGAGAACUCGUUAUAAACACGGCAAGGGGCGCCGGAUGGAGUCCUUUAGAAUCCAUUGAAACACACGAGGAAAGUUUUCAGGACUUUGAUCAACGGGGUACAGUUAGCUUGAAGGCUGUUUGGUCGGUAGAGAAACUCUGGGUGCCUGUUGAGGUUAUCGAGAAAGUACACAUUGCUGACAGGGAAAAUUUGAGAAUUUAUUGCCGUUACAAAUUCUAUGACAAAGCUGCUUUCACAUCAAAACUGGUGACGUUGGAUGAAACAUCUUCCCCAGACAUGCUGAGCGCUGACUUGAACCAUCUGAAGAGCUACCUAAUUUCUGCAUCAUCUGCUUUGUCUUGGUAUUUGAGGGAAGAAUUCAUUGAAUGUCAAAUUUGGCUCAAGGCUUUGAGUAAGAAAGACAAUAUUGUGACUAACAAGUCACGUGAUAGGCUGCUUGGCUCUGCUUACAUAGACGCGAGUGGCAUUGCUAAAAGUUCCACUUUGAAAGGAUCUGUGAGCGGGCUGUAUCCCAUGUAUAAAUCUGGGGCAGAUUUACUUGGUGGAUCCUGUGUCAGGAUUUCUUUACGAAUAACUGAAGAUGGAGAGGAAAAUAUAGAAGAAACGGUAACUAGCAAUGAUUCAAUCGCUACAAACUAUCCAAAGGAUGAAGAAUCUGAUAUUUCUAGUAUCGUAGAAGAUGUCCAAGGAGACAAGCAACAGAAAAGGAUGAGAAAAAGAAAUGCUACACCUGCACAGGAAGAUGAAAGGAUUCGAGAAGAUAUAACGGGCGUUGAUUGUCAAAUUGUCAUAGAAGAGGCACUUCAUUUACCAUUUGAGACCAAUUUACAAGGUUCUAGGUGCCCACCAUCAACAUUUAUGGCCUACCAACUGACACCAUUUCAUCGGUCUGUUUGUACAUCUAUUGUUUUUCAUUCUACAAAACCGUGUUGGAAUUUUAAGAAGGUGGAAAGACUUGAUCUUGCCAAAAUUCCAAACCAAGUUUUGGUUUUCAAGCUGUUCAAAAAGACACCAUCUAAUGAUCAAAAGCCAGAUACAUCCAAAGAUCCAGUUAUUGGCACAACAACUGUAGAUAUUUCUCUUCUUUUUACUGGUUUUCGUCAAAUCCAUGGCUGGUACAACAUUGUAGACUUUUCUGGACAAAAUGUGGGGCAGGUCAAGGUGGGAGUCAUUCCUGGAAAACCAGUAGCCACUUCUCCUUCAGCCAGAUACUUCUGCAGAGAGGUGUUAGCUGAUAAGAUACAUGGUGAUCUUUUCUGGGGAUCCAAUCCGGUAAGAGCACUGGAUUUUGAAGACAUCGAUCAAGGCCAAAAAGAUGAAUGGUUAGGAAAGAAAUCAACUUCAAAAGUCAUCCCUUCUGCUGAGGUGCAAAGGCAAGAGACAAACGAGCAGAAUCCAGUGGAGCCUUCUUCAUCAACAUCUACUUUGUUUCACAGAUUAAGGGAUCAAAUGUCAGAUCUUGAUGAUCUGACAAAGGAGCUUCGAAAUAGGCUAAAAUCAUAUGAUCAACAAGAUGUGAAAGUUAGAAGUGAGGUCAGGAUUCCUGAUGAGGACAUACAUAGAUUUUUGUUAGACAACUUGACUGUGGAAAACAAUGAUGGAAAUGAUUCAGGAAAUAAAUCAAAUGUGGUAGGGAAUAAAAAUGAGCCUUUCAGAACAGCAGAUAUUGACAAAGUUACAAUAGGACAAAACAUGGAUAUAGGAGAUCUGAGUGCAGAUUAUAGCAAUCAUCCAAAUGAUGACCCUCAAAAACUGAGUGAUUUAGAAAAUAAUGAUGCUAUGUUACCUGAACACAAAUAUCUUGAGGAUGAUGUUAUGAAUAUUCAUGAGACUUUAUCUGCUCCAGAGCCUGGUGAAAAUGCAAACCCAAUUACAGACCACAGACUUUAUGAUAGCUUUGAUGAUGUAUUGAAAGACUGGCAGUCGUAUAGACAGGGUACCCAUGCACAUGAUUUUCUUAACUCUGAUGGUGCUAUUUCUGAGGACUCUUUUCAGACUAAGCAAAAGCCUCCAAGCACAGAUUCACCUAAGGAGCUAAUAGUGUCAAAUAUAAGUGAUAUAUCAUUUCUAUCAGAAAUAAACAAAUUCAAUGAUAAUCAAUGUAAGACUAAAGCAGAAAGAAAAAAUGGAGAAUCUGCCAGACUGGACUUAGGAAAUAGUUCUCACAUUGGAUCUGUAGAAAACUUGAAUCCAGAGGAUGGCAAUUCAAGUUUUGCAAGUGAGAAAGAUGUUGAAGCUUCUUAUUCUGAAGUUGAUGUUUUAGGCAAAAUUCUUAAUGAUAGAGAAGGAGAUUUUACUGCAUUGUUUCAAGGAGAGCCUGUUUCAUUCAGUCCUGAUGAAAAAUUGGUAGACAAUUCAAUUUCUGAAAGGGACAUCAUCAACUCUGAUAGAGAAGGCAAUGACAGGAAUUGUGAUCUCAGUGAUAAAAAUUUACUUGCAAGUUCUCCAGAGCAAAACUUUGACCAACAGUCUCAUUCUAACAAUGAAAAUCGUGAACUGCCAACCAAAUCUCCAGAGCUGCCAAACUUCUUUAUGCCAUCUGAUAUGCUUGUCAAGUCUAUGCAAAAAUAUCGUUUGACAAAAGUGCAUGGCAGUGGUCUGGAGGAUGAUGCACAGGCUGAGAAUAAAGAUGAGCAUCAUGGAUUUGGAACAAAAGAAAUUGAACAAGAAUAUAAAAGAAGAAGACAAUUAUAUACAACCAAAGAAACAAGACCUUCAUUAGAUAAACCACCCCCAUUGCAAACAUCAGAGAUGAACAGAAUAGCAAGUAUUUUCACUUCAAAGUUCACUUGAUUUUGUAUUUAGAUUAAAAUGUGACAAGUCAUUGUUCUUGAUGUUGAAAUCUGUUAAUAUGUAGAUUUAUGGAAGAUAAACUAUGAAUGAGACAA
Rhopilema esculentum is the source of this 7124-nucleotide messenger RNA. Its product is annotated as C2 domain-containing protein 3. The record is from RefSeq and is a predicted model, not a curated record. Lineage: Eukaryota; Metazoa; Cnidaria; Scyphozoa; Rhizostomeae; Rhizostomatidae. Gene Ontology annotation, biological process: cilium assembly; protein localization to centrosome; centriole elongation. Gene Ontology annotation, cellular component: centriolar satellite; microtubule organizing center; centriole.